CAAUUUUGCGUAGUAAGGUCUACAAUUUGAUCACCACAAAAUGCCGAAGGAAAACAAUAAUAUUCGGAUGCCUUGUGAUGAGAAUGAACGCUUCGCCAUUAAGCCGAGUAUUAUCUACGCACCAAGGAUAAAACCCCUGACGCGUGCUAAGAAAGUGGAAAUCCACGAGGUGAAAGCUAAUCUCAAGGUGCAACUGCCUGCGCUCACGCCUACCGGGGUUAGAAGAUAUCGCGUACCACAUCAUGAAACGGUUUUAUUGGAGCUUAAGGAAGCCGGGUUUCAAGAGGCAGAGGAUUACUUUAAACAGGUCUAUGAACAUGAGGCUAAAUCGAUAAAUCUUGAAACUAAAAGAUUAAAAGAGCAACGUCACCUCAUCGAACGAAUUAAAUAUGGGCUAGUGAAUGCAGAAUUGGCGAAAAGAGCAAAUAAACCAAUGGAACAGACAAUCCAAAUGUUGGAAACAGCAUUGUUUUUUCAAUCGUUGAUGCCAGAAUGGUUUUGGAUUGCUGAUAAGGUGUUCCAGAGUGCUCUGAAAAUUUCAACCGAAAUCGUGGAAGAUGAUGGAGAAAUGUUAAAUAUCGUAAAAUAUAUUUAUGGAACUUUUCUCUUUCAUAAGGUAAAAGAUGCAAGAAGUGCUUUCACUCUAUUAGACGAAGCUCGAAAAGCAUCCGAAGGAAAACGCUGGAAUGCUUCUAAAAUUUUAAAGGCUAAACAAUGGCCUCUAUUUCAAGAGAGUAAUCUCAUUUUGAAUGAGGUGUUAAUAGCGCUAGCUGAGCAAUCGAAAGACGAAGAUCCGAAUUUAGCGGUGAAGAUUCUAAUUGAUGCGAUUGAAAGAGCCAGUGAUUCUGGAGAUGAAGAACAUCUUGCGAAGGCUUUGUACGAAGCGGCGAAGAUGCAAUUGUCUGCAGAUAAUAUCAGCGAAGCUCUUCAGAACUUUUCCAAAUAUUUAGCAAUAGUUGAGACAAUCCCAGAUCCAAAUGGGGUUUGCAAUGGUUAUAAAGAACUCGCAUCUGUUUAUAAAGUGCUGAAGGAUGUUGAAGGAGUCAAACGACACUUGGUUUCAUUUAAAGAACACGCGGAGAAGUCGGGAUUGGCUGCGAGACUUGCAGAUGCCCAUUAUUGCCUCGGAGAAUUUGAAUUGGAACAGGGUCGACCAAGUUCUGCGACUCCACAUUUGACCUUCGCUUUUGAAUCAUAUAAGAAGUUGGAGAUGGUGAAAGAAAUGGACAAAGCAAGAUUUCUCGCUGGAGUGUCCAAAGGUGAAGAGUUGAAAACAUCAUAUCUGGCCAUGAUAGAGAAGUGCAAGGAAAAUGAUGCAGAAGCCUUCAGGAAACUCUUAGAAUGGACACAUAGGCGAACGCCGUUCUGGACCCUCUAA
Messenger RNA from Diachasma alloeum, 1378 nucleotides. RefSeq lists its product as uncharacterized. The record is from RefSeq and is a predicted model, not a curated record. Gene Ontology annotation, molecular function: protein binding. Lineage: Eukaryota; Metazoa; Arthropoda; Insecta; Hymenoptera; Braconidae. The transcript has 8 exons. The coding region runs from base 41 to 1378 and encodes 445 amino acids.